AUGGAUGUUGACAUGGAAGUUGAGGGCAAGCUGCUUCAGCAGUUCUGUUGCAUGGGGACCUACGAUCGUGAGGUGCUGGUGGAAAAAUUUCAGCAGAUCGUUGGACCAGACGCCAAUCUUAGCCCUGAUUCGUGCCGAUUCUUUUUGGAUAUGAACAACUGGAAUCUUCCGGCAGCUUUAGGCAGUUACUACGACUUCAAUGCUCAGGAACUUGUCAGUCUUCCGUCAGUGUCGUUUCUGAAUGACAUAACGAUCGGUGAUGGCGAGAGCGUGCCUCCGCACACUCGAUUUAACAAAUUGUGGAGGAUAUGCAAUUCGGGAACGAACCCAUGGCCCGAAGGAUGCAAGCUUCGCCACGUCGGCGGCGAACGGCUGGCGGACGAGAGCGAAGUUUCGCUGCAUCCACUUUCGCCCAAAGAGGUCGAGGAUAUCUCCGUUCCGAUGACCAGUCCGGCAGAAAAUGGCAUUUACCAAUCACAAUGGCAGAUGGUCACUUCCCAGGGUAUUCCUGUUGGAGGUCAGUUUUUGAAUGUUGGAUCUUUAUGA
Soboliphyme baturini is the source of this 546-nucleotide messenger RNA. The record is from the annotation of a GenBank genome assembly. Lineage: Eukaryota; Metazoa; Nematoda; Enoplea; Dioctophymatida; Soboliphymatidae.